AUGAGUCGACAGCACUCCGGACCUCUGGCCGAGGACAGCUUGCCGCAGGAGGACAGCUGGCCCAGCCAGUCCGUCAACCCCUUCUACCACGAGGACGACGUGCAGCUGGAUGCCCUGGGCGUCAUCAACGCCCUGGAGCGCACCUGCGCGCUGGAGAGCGCCCUGCGGCAGGCCAUCCAGGACACCCACCCCCUGAGCACUACGCUCGACUGGGACUUCCGUGCCGCAGACAGGGAGAGGAAGGCACUGCUGGCCAUCACAGAGCACCUGGAGUUCCUGGAGGACAAGCUCCGGGAGUUCAGGUUCAUGACAGCCUCUGACGAGGAGAACCGGGCUGUCAUCCUUGCGCAACUGGAUGGGGUCCGGAAGGAGCUGGAGGAGGUGGUCCAGCAGCAAGGGCCCUUUGUCGUCUUUGGAAAGGCAUGCAGGGGUGUAGGGGAGGAUGUCGUGCGAGAGGUGCUGGCCUUCGCCUGCAUGGCGGAGGAGGCCGGCGAGCCCGAGGGCGGGCCGGCUUCGGCUGCGCCAGUGCACAAGCAGGCGGCGUCGCCUGCAGGGCUGGUGUCUCCUGUGUCGGGGGCGAGGAGCCCUGCCAGGGAGAGGCGGUCAUUGACCGCCAUGCUCUCCCCAGGAAAGACCAGGUGCACAGGGGUUGCGUGGCGCGUUUGA
Auxenochlorella protothecoides is the source of this 666-nucleotide messenger RNA. RefSeq lists its product as hypothetical. NCBI's taxonomy places the organism in Eukaryota, Viridiplantae, Chlorophyta, Trebouxiophyceae, Chlorellales, Chlorellaceae. The record is from RefSeq and is a predicted model, not a curated record. The coding region runs from base 1 to 666 and encodes 221 amino acids. The transcript is spliced from 4 exons.